Paramormyrops kingsleyae is the source of this 4724-nucleotide messenger RNA. It is a transcript of the gene zfat, whose product is annotated as zinc finger and AT hook domain containing. Gene Ontology annotation, biological process: regulation of transcription by RNA polymerase II. Gene Ontology annotation, cellular component: nucleus. The record is from RefSeq and is a predicted model, not a curated record. Gene Ontology annotation, molecular function: sequence-specific DNA binding; DNA-binding transcription factor activity, RNA polymerase II-specific. NCBI's taxonomy places the organism in Eukaryota, Metazoa, Chordata, Actinopteri, Osteoglossiformes, Mormyridae.
AAGCCAGUGGCUCUGCGGCUCUGCGCAGACCUGAUAGAAGCUCCCCGUAACCGCCCACUGAGUUUCUCGCUUAAUUAGUCAUUUUUGUAUAACUGUAAACAGGCAUUCCGGCCGAGGGUGGGCUGUAGUUAGCUGGGUUUUCUAACCGCCUCGGGUUUUGCUGCUUUGUCGCUGUUGUCACUAGCCGUGGGUCCCCGCCUCGGCGCUUUUGCGGGUUAUUUGACAGUAGAGCCCGGCUCAGCUCAGCGGCAUCUUUGCUCAAGCUGCGUCACACCGUAUUACAAGUGUUUUUUGUUUUCGUUUUGCUUUUUAGCCGCGUUAUAUAAAACAGGGUUGCCAACUUUGGUCAGCUGGCUGGAGUGAGAUUUUCAAUUGGAGACUAGUCUGCACACGCAUUUACAUGUGGAGUUUCAAUCUUUAUGUGCAAAGUCUGCAACUUAUUCUCUCCUAGCAAAGCAAAGUUGCUCACUCACGUGUCUGAGAAACACAGCCUCGAUGGGCUCGACUCUGAUGACAUCAUUGUCCCUCUCAGGCCUUUAGCAGCGGGUCAGGCAGAGAAGAGCGGAGAGUUCCCUGUUAAGAGGAAACGAGGCAGGCCAAAGGGAUCAACAAAGAAGGUUUGUUCAGAUGUCGUGCAAGACAACCCCUCCGGUCAAAAACCAUCCCCUGAGGUCCAGACACGGAUUGCGGAAGAGCAGGAGAAUGAAGUCACUGGUUCCCUGGACUGCAAGAAGUGUAAUCGUAAAUUCUGCAACAAGCGGCAGAUUACAAAACACAUCUGCAUCAUAGGACUUAAAGAAGAGGGUGAUGAAGAGGAUGGCACUGUUAAUGACCCUGCGGUCAAGUUGCCAGCAGAGGGGAGGGAAGAAGAGAGAGAGAGGCUUCCAAAGAGAAGCCGGACCGGUCGGCCGGAGAAAAUCUGCAGUGUUAAAGACCUGGAGCAAGGGGGCGCCACCAAAAACCCCAUCAUCAGUGUUGUUCUUACGGCCCACGAGGCAAUUCCAGGUGCCACCAAGAUUGUUCCCAUUGAAGCCUCACCAGCAGAGCCUGCCCCUACCACUGAGCCAGAAGCUAGUAGUGAGGCAGCCGGACAGAAGAGAGGCUACCAGGAAUAUGCAAUACAGCAAGCGGCUUAUGAAGUACCCCUGAAGUCAAACAGGCUUGGGCAGACCCAGUUGAAGAUCUUUACCUGUGAGUACUGCAACAAGGUUUUCAAGUUCAAGCACUCUCUGCAAGCCCACCUGAGAAUCCACACCAAUGAGAAGCCAUUCAAGUGCCUACAAUGUGACUAUGCCAGUGCUAUUAAGGCCAACCUCAGUGUCCACAUGCGCAAACACACUGGGGAGAAGUUCAGUUGUGAGUACUGCUCCUUUAACUGCCUUAGCAAGGGUCACCUGAAGGUCCACGUGGAAAGAGUGCACAAGAAGGUGAAGCAGCACUGUCGCUUCUGUAAGAAGAAGUAUUCCGACGUCAAGAACCUGCUCAAACAUAUACGUGAAAGCCAUGAUAUGGAGGAUAAGAAUGUGAAGGACUCCUAUGAGGAGUUUAGUCUCCAGACUCGGGAAGGCAAAAGGCAGCUGCUCUACGACUGCCAGAUAUGCGAUCGUAAGUUCAAGAACGAGCUGGACCGAGACCGUCACAUGAUGGUGCACGGGACCGAGAGGCCGUUCGGCUGUGAGCUCUGUGAUCACGGCUCUACUAAAUACCAAGCCCUGCAGGUGCAUAUCCGCAAACACCCGUUUGUCUACGUGUGCUCGUUGUGCCUGCAGAAGUUCGUCAGCUCCGUCCGCCUGAAGGCGCACCUCCGAGAUGCUCACCCUGACGCAGAGGAGGCCGCGGCCUUUGCCGAAUCCAUUAACCGCAGCUUCUGCCUGCUGGAACCUGGUAGCGAUAUUCAGAGAGAGACACUGAAGCAGGAGGAGCUGCAGAUCACAGAGGAGCUCUCUCUCCUCAACACGCAGCAGCACAUGCUGGUUCCCGAGCUGGGAUCUUCUGGGGAGGUGAUGCCUGUCCCAAGUGGUGGAGCAGUCAGCAUGGAGUCUCACAUCCUGAUGCAGAAUACGGGCUUUGUGGAAGUCAUGGAGAGUUUUCCGCAGGAAGUGUGUACCACACUGGUCUGUGAUAGUCAGGAGCCUAAGGAACACGCUAUGGAUGAGGGGACCUCAGAGGCUGCCGCAGAGAAGGUGUCACACGAGGAUGGCCGACGUGAAAACGGUGUGAGUUACACCGAGGCAGAUUCUUCAGUAGCAUCUUUAGGGAAAUCAUCUGACGUUCAGCAUCCUGAUGUUGAAAAAGACAAGGCUGCUGCGUCAGAUCCUCAGGUGAACGUCGAACUGGUCCAGGUCAUGGAGUCCGCACCUCGGACACGUGUUUCAAAUGGAGAGGUGGACGUGAGCUCAGCACCACAAGAGGAAAGAACGGCAUUUAGGCAAAUUAUAGACGGCAUGCAGAAACGGCAGCUGAACAUGGAGGUCUUCGAGAGGAUCAGAAAAGUGUAUGGAGACCUUGAGUGUGAAUACUGUGGUAAGCUGUUCUGGUACCAGGUGCAUUACAACAUGCAUGUGCGCACACACACCCGCGAGCACCUGCACUACUGCUCCCAGUGCAGCUACUCGUCCAUCACUAAGAACUGCUUGAAGCGCCACGUCAUCCAGAGGCACAGCAACGUGUCGCUGCGGUGCCCCACCGAGGGCUGUCAGUACUGCACGCCCGACAAGUACAAGCUACAGGCACACCUGAAGAUCCACGCGGACACGGACAAGAAGAACUAUGUUUGUCCUGUCUGUGAACAGUCUUUCUCUGAAGAUAGACUCAUUAAAGCCCAUAUCAAAACCUUCCAUCCUGAUGUCCCCAUGAGCACCAUCUCUGAAGUCCUGGGGAGGCGGGUACAGCUGAAGGGGCUGAUCGGAAAGAGGGCGUCCAAGUGCCCUUACUGCGACUGUUACUUCAUGAGGAACGGCACCGACCUGCAGCAGCACAUCUGGGCUCAUGAAGGGAUAAAGCCGUACAAAUGUUUACUGUGUGAAUACGCCACGCGCAGCAAAAGUAACCUGAAAGCGCACAUGAACCGGCACAGCACGGAGAAGACACACCUCUGCGACAUGUGCGGCAAGAAGUUCAAGUCCAAGUGCACCCUCAAGAGUCACAAGCUGAUGCAUACGGCGGACGGAAGGCAGUUUAAAUGCACCGAGUGCGACUACACGGCUGUCCAGCAGCCACAGCUGCUGCGCCACAUGGAGCAGCACGCCGCCUUCAAGCCCUUCCGCUGUGCCCAUUGUCACUACUCCUGCAACAUGUCGGGCUCCUUGAAGAGACACUACAACAAAAAGCACCCCGAUGAGCAGUACUGCAACGUGGAACCUGAGACGCCGGCCGCGGACGUGGUGAUACAGCAGGGAGGAGUGAACUGCCCAGUGUGUAACUAUGUGUAUGGUACUAAGUGGGAGAUGAACAGGCACCUGAAGAACAAGCACGGCCUCAAGCUAGUGGAGAAUGACACCAUCGGGGUGAACCAGUGGGAGGUGGGUGAGUCACUGAAGGAGACCCCUACUCAGUACCUCCACAUCACAGAGACGGAGGACCUUCAGGGGACAGAAGCUGCGGUAUCUGCCCUCCAGGAUCUGAGAUACAACGCAGACAAUGCUGUUGUAUCCACCACCUCAGGCGAAAGCCUGGACCCCACAGCAGUCAACAUCCUCCAGCAGAUCAUUGAGCUUGGCUCCGAGAAUCCUGACAGUACCGUCGCGUCUGUUGUUGCCAUGGCUCCCGGCACAGUUACAGUGGUAGAGCAGGUAGCAGAAGAGGAGCAACAGACUAACCACACAGUGAUGAUCCAGGAUGCCUUACAGCAAGCCUCUGUUGGGCUGGGGGAUGAGCACCACUUGGUUGUGUCUUCCGAUGACAUGGAGGGCAUCGAGACUGUUACGGUGUACACACAAGGGGAGGAUGCCUCACAGUUCAUCGUCUACGUCCAGGAGGCUGUCCGCGCUGAGGAGCAGACAGUAGAGGCGGUCUAGGUCUUGCCAUGGAUGGGGACAGGCCUGACCCUGAUUUGUCCCCAAUCUUCCAUGAGUAGUGUCACUUGUUUCCAGGUAUCUCCAGGUAUGCAUAUACUCAGUUUGAAACUUUCAGCUACGUCCUGUGUCACAGAAUGUUACUUUUGACCCUUAUACCACACACUGCAUUAUUACAACUUAAUUCGUUUUCCUGUUGCAAAAUCAUGCAAGAAUAGGUUAUGGUUUCUUCUGACAUUUUUAAGUGUUUUUAGAAUGGUGUCUUUGUCAAAAACUAUUUAGGAUUCAUUUUAUAGUUGCAUACAAAUAUUACUACCAAUAGCUACUGGUUUGUGUUCUGAACGAUCAGGAAAACCACUAAAAAUGUUUCUCUUAGGUGAAACUCUUAAAAGUAUCCGAAAUGUCAAUUAAGCAUUGAGAAAAAUAUGAGACUUACAUCUUGCAACAAAUUCUUGCAUUGUUUGAAAUUUUCAAAAAUUUACAUAUUGAAAAUCACGCAUAAACGUUACGCACAAUCUGCGAACUUUGUUCGGAAUAUGGUAUAUAGUCAGAGUUGACAUGCAAAACUAAAUAUACCACAGCAGUAUUCUGGCCUGUGUCUAAUAAGGUCUUGUAUAAGAUUAUGAAAAUACUUAAAUUUGUAACUACUUCAAUGACACUAUAAUGGAAAGUAAAAUAAAAUCACGUCUGUUCAUAGACAAAUUCUAUAUC